GGAACCUUUUCUAUAACAACUCGCCCUCGUUUAUUUCUAUUUUUUAUUUACUAAUUUUUAAUUUUAAGCUGAUAUAUAAUGAAUCAUUACGUCGCCGGAAUCUUGUUCCUCAUUGGGCUGUUGUUAAACGUUGCCGUCUCCGAAAGCCGUAAUUUUUUGAAACUUCCGUCGGAAGUUUCUAGAUUCUUCGAUGCCGAUGAGAGCGAUACAAGAUGGGCUAUCUUGCUUGCCGGAUCAAACGGUUAUUGGAAUUACCGUCACCAGGCUGAUAUAUGCCACGCAUAUCAACUGUUGAAGAAGGGUGGUCUUAAAGAUGAGAACAUUGUUGUGUUCAUGUACGAUGACAUUGCAAACGAUGAAGAGAACCCAAGGCCAGGAGUUAUCAUUAAUAACCCUCACGGUGAAGAUGUUUACAAAGGAGUCCCUAAGGAUUACACUGGAGAUGAUGUUACUGUUAACAACUUUCUUGCUGCUCUCCUUGGGAACAAAACUGCUCUUACCGGAGGCAGUGGAAAGGUGGUAGAUAGUGGUCCAAAUGAUCAUAUUUUCAUCUUUUAUAGUGAUCAUGGGGGUCCUGGAGUGCUUGGGAUGCCUACCGAUCCUUACCUCUAUGCAAAUGAUCUGAUUGAUGCUCUGAAGAAGAAGCAUGCUUCCGGAACAUAUAAAAGCUUGGUAUUUUACCUUGAAGCUUGUGAGUCUGGAAGUAUGUUUGAGGGUCUUCUUCCUGAAGGUUUAAACAUCUAUGCCACAACAGCAUCAAAUGCUGAUGAGAGCAGCUGGGGAACCUAUUGCCCAGGAGAGUACCCCAGUCCUCCUAUCGAAUAUGACACCUGCCUGGGUGACUUGUAUAGUAUUUCCUGGAUGGAGGACAGUGAAAAACACAACCUGCGGACUGAAAGUUUGAAGCAACAAUAUCACCUGGUCAAAGAGAGAACUGCUAGUGGGAAUCCUGCCUAUGGUUCGCAUGUCAUGCAAUAUGGUGAUGUACAUCUCAGCAAGAAUGCUCUAUUCUUAUAUAUGGGUACUGAUCCUGCAAAUGAUAAUUCUACUUUUAUGGAUGACAAUUCCUUGCGAGUAUCAAAGGCUGUCAACCAGCGUGAUGCAGAUCUUGUGCAUUUCUGGUACAAGUUCCACAAGGCUCCUGAAGGAUCUGUUAGGAAAACUGAGGCUCAGAAACAGUUAAAUGAAGCAAUAUCACAUAGAAUGCACUUAGACAACAGCAUAGCCCUUGUCGGUAAGCUUCUGUUUGGAAUUAAACAAGGUCCAGAGGUGCUGACUGGUGUCCGCCCUGCUGGUCAGCCUGUUGUUGACGAUUGGGACUGCCUUAAAUCCUAUGUGAGAACAUUUGAAACACAUUGUGGAUCGUUAUCUCAGUAUGGAAUGAAACAUAUGCGUUCUGUUGCUAACAUAUGCAACGCUGGAAUUAAGAUGGAGCAGAUGGUGGAGGCAUCAGCACAAGCUUGUCCCAGUGUUCCAUCCAAUACUUGGAGUUCCCUCCACAGGGGUUUUAGUGCAUGAUUGGCAUAUAAUGCAACACAAGAUGCACGCCUAGAUGCUAGCAAAAUUAUUCGUAAUUAUCAGUAUGAAGAUUGAUGUAGUGAUUGUAAAAUUGCUCGCUAGUGUAAUUGAUUCCUUCUAAAUACAGCAUAGAAGCAUAUCAGUAUUGAGUGGAAAUGUACUAGAUGCACAUUUCUUAUUGUAACUAUUGUUAUAGUUGGUCAUCAUUGUAAAUAAUUUACUAUGCAAAAGCUCUACCUGAACAAACUUUGUUUGGAAGGUAGAUUGUAAGCUUGUCUUUCUUCGAAUCAAGAAAAGGUAUUUAUAUGCA
Solanum dulcamara is the source of this 1828-nucleotide messenger RNA. RefSeq names its product vacuolar-processing enzyme-like. Gene Ontology annotation, biological process: vacuolar protein processing. Gene Ontology annotation, molecular function: cysteine-type endopeptidase activity. The transcript has 9 exons. Bases 79 to 1518 code for a protein of 479 amino acids. Lineage: Eukaryota; Viridiplantae; Streptophyta; Magnoliopsida; Solanales; Solanaceae. The record is from RefSeq and is a predicted model, not a curated record.